UGAGCUCGGGUGUGGGACAUGCUGGCCGUUAGUGGGAGAUGGUGGGGGGGGUUGAAAACCGAGCUGGGAGCCCAGUGAGAACGCCUUCUCACCUGGGGGGUCGCUGGUAAUCUGUUACUGGUCACUGGUGCGCGUCUCUCGCGCUUUGCGCACAUGAGCGUUUGCGCGCAUCCUCCAAACGGACCAUGAGGAGGACGCGCAAAUCCAGGACCCUUCUGUCCGUGGGCUUGAACUUCCUGGCCCUGUUUUUCGCCAUCACCGCGUUCAUCACGACCUACUGGUGCGUGGGGACCCAGAGGGUGCCCAAACCCAAGUGCAGCAAGCUGCGGACCCACAACUGCAUCGACUACGGGGUCAACGAGACGGACCCCAACAAAGUGGUCUACAGCUGGGAGACCGGGGACGACCGGUUCCUGUUCCGCCAGUUCCACACCGGCAUCUGGUCCUCCUGCGAGGAAAACAUCCACGAUGAAAGUGAGAGAUGCCGAAGUUUCAUAGAUUUGGCCCCAGCAUCAGAGAAAGGGAUGUUGUGGCUGUCUCUGGUUUCUGAGAUGCUGUACAUCGUUCUGCUGCUGGUGGGCUUCAGCCUCAUGUGUAUGGAGUUGGUUCGCUCCAGCAACGUCAUCGACGGUCUGAAGCUUAAUGCCUUUGCUGCUGUCUUCACUGUGCUCUCAGGUCUUCUUGGCAUGGUGGCUCACGUGAUGUACACCCAGGUCUUCCAAGUCACGGUCAGCCUGGGCCCGCCCGACUGGAGGCCCUACAACUGGGACUACGGCUGGUCUUUCUGCAUGGCGUGGGCGUCCUUCACCUGCUGUAUGGGCGCUUCGGUCACCACCCUCAACUCCUACACAAAGACCGUCAUCGAGUUCAGACACAAGCGCAAGACCUUCGAGCAGACCAUCCGGGAGGAGCACGCCCGGGAGGCUUACGGAUAUUUCCGGGAUCGCUCUUUGCACUCCAUCUCUAAAUCUUUGGACGCCUACUCCAGCAAGUCCUUAAAAUCUGGACGGAAGACUCCCAUACCCGCCGACUCUUUGGACCUGAGCGACUUUGCGGGAUCUUUGGGGGAAGAGCAGUGCUGAGGGGGUCCCAAAAGUUUCUCUCGGAGCUUCAUUUUGAUGGCCGGAGAUGCUUUUUAUCCCGUCCAUGCAUGUGGAUUCUGGGCCACACCGUUAGCUCCAUCUGAUUUAAACACUGCCUUAACCGAAACGUUUCCUGGAGCUUCGAGGCAAAAUGAGCUAAAUGUGGGAAAUGCAGCUGAAAAACUGGCAAAAAUGAACAUUCAAUGAAGUGAAAUGUAUCUCUUUGUGUAACCCACCGCAGUUUAGAAUUAAAGAAUAUGUUGAGUAUACCCAAAUAAACAGAGUGGAGUUUAGUCGUAUUUGCCCCAACGUUGACAUGCAAAGCAGGAUUAAAAUGAUGACGUCUGGCUCCUGUAAACUGUUUUGCUAAACACAUCAAUUCAGACUAAAUAUACACGAACCCAAGCUAUUUACACAUGCACUGAUGCUGGGAUUAUGAUUUAUUUAAUCAUGAAAAAGGAAUAUUUAAUAGUCAAAAAUAACAUUUAAGUUUACUUCAGAAGUGAUAUGACUUCAGGUCUCUUUAAAAUGAAAAAAAUAACUUCUCUAAAAUGUAAAAGUCAGGUUUCAGGCCAUAACUCUUGUUCCAGCCAAGUGUUUUAAUAAUUUUCUUAUUAAUUAAUUUAUAAUUGUGCAGUUAACGUCGGCUGCAGUAAUCACAGGACAAAUAUUUCCCAGACGAUGCACUUGUGGAUUAUCGCCCGCGGCUCUCCUGUAAGAUUACUUUCUCCGUGAUUGGAUUGGAUGAGGAUCAGGGACACCCUGGUUUGGCCACCAGUCAAUUACGGGGCAAAUUUUGAGACACGACAUACCUGGCAUGCAUGAUGUUUGUUGGUAAGAAGAAGGUGGAGUUCCCUGAGAGAACCCUUACAUUUCCUCUCCACGCUGUGUUAUCUGAGCAUGAUUUAUUUUGAUCUAUUUACAAUUCACAUAAUUUACAUAUCAGUGAGGUUUGUAUUUCCACGGUUCGAUGAUUUUGUGGUUCUUUGUGUUCUAAGCUAUUUAUGAGAAUAUUUUAUGAACAUUUAAACAACAUAUGAGCCUCUUUAAUUAAUUUGAUUGCUAGACUUUUGGCAAAAAUUCCUUCCAACCUACAAAGGUUUCUAAUUUGCUGAGAGCAAAUAGUAACAAUGUUGUCUGUCCAUCAACUUUGAUAUUGUUGUCUUUUUCUAGGAAAGAACUUAACCUGACAGCUGAUAUUCUAAUAUUCAUCCAUCUAUUAUCAUUACCGCUUAUUCCUUAAUGGGGUCGCGGGUCACCCCUGGACGGUCAGCCAGUCCAUUGCAGGGCUGAUAUUCUAAUAUUGU
Menidia menidia (Atlantic silverside) is the source of this 2389-nucleotide messenger RNA. NCBI's taxonomy places the organism in Eukaryota, Metazoa, Chordata, Actinopteri, Atheriniformes, Atherinopsidae. The record is from the annotation of a GenBank genome assembly.